Molecule: messenger RNA, 1893 nt
Organism: Closterium sp. Naga37s-1
Lineage: Eukaryota; Viridiplantae; Streptophyta; Zygnematophyceae; Desmidiales; Closteriaceae
Source: the annotation of a GenBank genome assembly
AUGGACAGCAAGCACGCUGUGUACCGCCACUUCAAAGUGCCGGCCGACAGCGUUGGCGAGAACGGCACCAAGGUGUGUGCCUACUGCAACUUCAAGUUUGCUGGCGGGGUUUACCGCUGCACGCAGCAUAUCACCGGCUGGAACGGCAUGCGCCGUCGCGAAGUGCACCUCUGCACUGCAGCGCCGAAGACUGCACGUGACACCGUGAAGGCGCUUUACGAGUCCAAGUUGAAGGCCCGUGAAGAGAAGCGUGCGGCUGAAAUUGCGGCGGUCGGCGCAGUCAAUGGCGGAGGUUCGGACAAGAAGAAGAGUCGAAUGUCCGACUUCUACGGCGACGACGCCACGUGCGCGAACCAAGCUGCGGACGAGUCCAUAUGCCUCUUCUUCGCCGCUCUUCAUCUGCCGGAGCAUCACGCGGACCACCCACUGUGGCGGAAUGUAGUCUCAAGCAUUCAGCGCGCGGGGCAGAAUUACAUCCCGCCGAAGAGACACUACAUCGGUGGCGCCGGUCUUGCAAAGUGUCGCCAGCGCAUUGAGGCGGCUCUCGCUCCUAUCUCAGCAAGCUGGCGCCGUGAUGGUGUGACCGUGGCAAGCGACAUGUUCUCUGACAAGGCCGGCCGCCCGCAAGCCAAUGUGCUCCUCAUCAACGAUAGCGGAGCGGUGUUCGUGGAGUCGAUCGACACCAAGAUGGAGAUGAAGACCGGCGGCUACAUCGCGGGCAUCUUGCACCCCAUCAUCGAGAAAGUUGGCCCCGAGAACGUCGUCGCCUUGUGUUUUGACGGCGGCUCCAAUUACGCGGCGGCAUGCAGGGAGUUGAUGACGGAGUAUCCCCACAUCGAACACAUCCCUUGCGCGACCCAUGUCCUUGAUCUCCUGAUGGAGGACAUGGGGAAAAUGGGAUGGGCGAAGGACAUCGUCACGCGCGGGGACACCCUCAUCUUGUUCGUCCGCAACCAUCACUUCACCCGUGGAUACAUGCGGAGCGAGCUCGUGAACGGCGGCAAGGGGAAGCAGGUUCUCAAGCCCGCGGGAACCCGAUUCGACACCAACUACAUCGCCAUUAACCGCCUCUGUGAAGAGCGCGCCGGCCUGACGCAGAUGGCCCUCAGCGAUGAGUGGUGCGAGUGGACAAUGGCUGCAAAGAGGGUUGGGGCAGAUACCUUCAAAGACAACAUCCUCGAUGCCACGUGGUGGACGCGCGCCGAGUUCUUCGCGAAGCUGAUGAAGCUCCCGUUCGUUGUCAUGCGCAAGACUGACUCGGAUGCGAAGGGCAUGAUGGGUCAUCUCUACGACCUUAUGCUCCAGCUCACCGAGGACAUCCGCGACUUCCUUGACGAGCAUGCGGAAGGGGUCCUGUUAAGGGGAGAGGUGGGGGAGAUUCGGAAGAUCGUGCAGGACCGCUGGGACAAUGGGCUGGCGUGCAACAUGCACGUGAUUGGCCGCAUCCUCAACCCCCCCAACCAGGAAGAGGGCAUCUUUCGCACCGACCUGGAGUGCACGAGGGUCUUCAAACAGUACGUGUCCAAGCACUAUGACGACCAGACAGUCACCAGGAAGGACGGGGUCGAGCGCUGUGCCUCUCUCGUCAUCCAGGAAGGCCUCAAUGCCUUCCUCAACCUCCAAGGCAGCUUCGGCAUGCUCGCCGCUCUUGCCGACCGUGAGGCAGUGAAGGAGGGCAAGAUGACCGCGGUGGCCUGGUGGUCGUGGCACGGGACCGAACAUCCGGAGCUCACCACCAUGGCUUGCCGCGCCCUCACGCAGCCGGUCCCUGAAGGGCAGCGGGUGGUGAAGGGAAACAUCGAGGACCCCCCCACUCCGGCUGGCUACAAAGUCGAGGAGGAGGUGGAAGAACCUGAGGUGGGGGAGGAUGAUGUGAUGGCCGAUGAGUACUAG